AUGCCCGCAGUGCCGCUUAGGCGGCACAGUAUCCCGAAGAAACGAAUCUUGUCCGGUUUGUCAUGUGCCAAAGCAACCAACGGGGAUGCAUCAGAAUUCAAAACACCCGUGGCCACCAUCAUCGAUCAUGGUUCGUACGAUCCUCGUGUGGUGUUGAAGCGUGCUUACCCACCGAGUUCAUCCAAUACCAGUCCGUCGGAAUCCUCUCACGCCGAACCAAAAAUAACACUGAUGCGAGGUAUUUCCGCAGACCGAGGCUCGUCUGUUGCAGAAUGCGUCAGUCUCGCAAGUGUUGCCCAAACGAACGCAUCCUGUUCCUCUCGGACCUCGUUAGAUGCACCCAGCCUUCUUUCAAUCUCACGAAAACCUCGUCUGGAUCGUUCCGAAGCCAGCUUGCCAUUGACUAGUCGUUCAAACAGUAAUGUGCGUCGGCUACCGGCGUACCGCGAGAAGUCUAAACGCUCUGCCUCGUCAAACAUAGCGAUCAAAGAGAACAAUCUGGCAUCUACGUGCUUGGCAGAUGCAUCCUCAGUGAAAUCCACCGACAACUUACCUCGUGUUACACACGGUGUCAAUUCGGACAGUUUGGAAUCCGUUCUCAAAGCUGCGACCCGUGUACACAAUACCAGACGGUCACUGAAGCGCGAGGUUUUUGUGGAUAUGGUAUGCUUCGAGUUUAGUUGUCUUACUUUUUGUCUGACACGUCUUACAGAUUCUACUUGA
This is a messenger RNA of Echinostoma caproni, 723 nucleotides long. The record is from the annotation of a GenBank genome assembly. Lineage: Eukaryota; Metazoa; Platyhelminthes; Trematoda; Plagiorchiida; Echinostomatidae.